Molecule: messenger RNA, 2631 nt
Organism: Oryzias latipes (Japanese medaka)
Lineage: Eukaryota; Metazoa; Chordata; Actinopteri; Beloniformes; Adrianichthyidae
Gene: olfm3a
Product: olfactomedin 3a
Biological process (GO): signal transduction
Source: RefSeq, a predicted model, not a curated record
ACAGUCGGCGCGCCGUGGAGCGGUGAUGCCGCCGUCAGAGCGCUCUCUCUGCGGAUCCACGCGAGGAGGCGUCACGCCGUGAGAGCGGAACAUCCAGCGAGCCACACGAAAACCGCACUUUGUGGAAGAAAAGUGAGCCCGCCAGCAUGCGGGUCCCUUCCAGCCUGUUGUACCCGGUGCUGUCUCUCACCAUCUUCGGAUUAUGUCCGUCCAUGACUAUUGGCCCAAAGGAAGGCUGGCAGGUGUACAGCUCUGCCCAGGAUGCAGAUGGACGCUGCAUCUGUACAGUGGUGGCUCCAGAACAGAACCUGUGCUCCAGAGACGCCAAAAGCAAGCAGCUUCGCCAACUUCUUGAAAAGGUGCAAAACAUGUCUCAGUCCAUCGAGGUGUUGAACCUGCGAACGCAAAGAGAUUUUCAAUAUGUUAUGAAGAUGGAGAACCAAAUGAAAGGCCUGAGGACAAAGUUCCGGCAGGUUGAAGACGAACGAAAAUCCAUAAUCUCCAAGAACUAUCAGGAGCUGAAGGACAAGAUGGACGAGCUGAAGCCUCUGAUCCCUGUCCUGGAGCAGUACAAAAUGGAUGCUGCGCUCAUCUCCCAGUUCAAGGAGGAGAUCAAGAACCUGUCUGUGGUUCUGACAGGUAUUCAAGAGGAACUGGGAGCCUAUGACUACGAUGAGCUCUACCAGCGUGUCCUGAGACUGGACACGAGGCUGCGCAGCUGCAUGGGCAAACUCACGUGUGGCAAAUUAAUGAAAAUCACUGGACCUGUUACAAUAAAGACAUCUGGAACCCGGUUUGGGGCAUGGAUGACUGACCCCCUUGCAUCAACCAGAAACAACAGGGUUUGGUAUAUGGACAGCUACACCAACAGCAAGAUUGUGCGCGAGUACAAGACGAUGGAAGACUUUGUAGCCGGAGUGGUUUCUCGAACCUACAGCCUCCCGUACAAAUGGGAAGGAACCAAUCACAUUGUCUACAAUGGUUCGCUUUAUUACAACAAGUACCAGAGCAACAUAAUUGUGAAAUACAGCUUUGACUUGGGCACUGUUCUGGCACAGCGAGCUUUGGAAUAUGCCGGUUUCCACAAUAUGUACCCGUAUACUUGGGGAGGUUAUUCUGACAUUGAUGUCAUGGCUGACGAAAUGGGACUUUGGGUCGUGUACGCAACAAACCAAAAUGCAGGAAAUGUGGUCAUCUCCCAGAUAGACCCAGACACCCUCCAGGUCUUGAACACUUGGAACACAGAAUACUCCAAAAGGAAUGCUGGGGAAUCCUUCAUGAUCUGUGGGACACUCUACAUCACCAACUCUCACUUCUCAGGAGCAAAGGUUUACUACGCCUACUCCACGAAAACAUCAACUUAUGAAUACAUCGACAUUCCUUUCCACAACCAGUACUUUCACAUCUCUAUGCUUGACUAUAACGCCAGAGACAGAGCACUGUACGCCUGGAAUAACGGACACCAGGUAAUCUUCAAUGUGACGCUUUUUCAUGUCAUAAAAACUGAUGACGACUCCUAAAACAAAAUGGAGACUUCUUAAUCAACCAUGAACACGGCGUCAUUUGUGAUCUGAGGGCCAACUAGUUACCUGCGCUUUCUCCAGUCCAAUGUGGAGUUUGAUAUACCAAUGCUACGUUCAUACUGGUUCAGAAACGCGCAUUCAAGCGACCACUUUCAAUUAAAAGUCUAUGUAAACGCAUGUGUGUGUAUCAGGCUUCAACAAUAAUUUAUCUCGUGUUAACGCUACACAAGUUUCCAGGCUCCACGCACAAAACGUGCGCCCAUUGAACGCGCAUCAAAAGUCAAGCCAGUUAAACUUUGACCAAUCAGUAACUUGGAUUUGGUCGUGAAACAUAAAUAGUGUCUUUUUUAAAACAUGGAAGUGACAACUAUUUCAAAAUUAAUCAUAGAAGAGAAAUUAUUGAUUGCGGGUUUAUGCCUGGCUGGAAUUGUACGACACCAAGUCGUUUAUAUUUCGGAAAAGCUUGGAGCAGGAUUCACAAGAUUUGUACUGCUUCAACAUUUCACACCAAGCCUCUUUCAACUGCAGAUACGUUCACCAGUAUCAGGUAGCGACAGUGCAGUGUGAACACGGUACGCUAAAGACACUUUCAAGAAUGCGCAGUAUGUACGUAGCGUUACAUGCAGACCUUAAACUUUUUCAACCAGUGGUUCUGUAUUUAUGAAUAUCGCAUGGACACAAAAAUGCCUUUACCCCGAAAGUUAUACCUUUUUAAUACGCCACCAUUGCUGCUGAUUAAAUAAGCAUUUUUUUGCAUUUUUUUGUGUUGGGUUUUGCCAGCCGCUUGUGCAUGAAUGUCCAUAUCUUGUCGAUUUGCUAUAUUCUAGUUGUUUUGUUACAAAUUUGCCAGAGGCUUAAAGUGUUUGUUUUUAUGGUCUAAUUAUAGGUCUAUCUAAACCUGGAGCGCAAUCGGCAGAAUGUUCACCACAGUGUAUAUAGUUGCCAUUCUUUUUAAUGGCUCUGUAAUUUAUUGCUGUUAUAAAGUCUCUGUGAAAAGAUCAUAUUUGUAUUUUUAUAAACAAGACCAUAAAAUAGUGUCUGUUCAUUUUCAUUACAAUUAAACAUUGUAUAUUUCCUUCAAAUCGUACUGAUUUGUACCUAUAUGUUG